Molecule: messenger RNA, 1785 nt
Organism: Lactuca sativa (garden lettuce)
Lineage: Eukaryota; Viridiplantae; Streptophyta; Magnoliopsida; Asterales; Asteraceae
Source: RefSeq, a predicted model, not a curated record
AUACAUGCGGUUGUUCUAUUAUUGUUGAAAUUUUCAUAUUUGUAAGAAGUAUUCAAGCUUCUCUUCGUUCUUUCAUCUUUUAUCUUGGUCUCUACUUCAUUCAUUUCUCUAAUUUUAAUUUUCUUUCUUUUUCCAACUUCUGGGAACGAGGGUUUGGAACGAUGGUAUUAUAUUAAUCAAUUUUUGUGUUCUUGGGUUAUGUUAUCAUCGUGUUGUGGUUCUGAUGGGUUCUCCUUCAUUAUAUAUCCUAUUUAAUUUUUAUUUUUGAAUAGCUUGAAGAAAAGGGCAAUUUUCCUUAAUCCUACCCACCAAUCUUGGCCCCAGUAUAGCUCCCCCAUAACCGAUCCCUCCUUAUCCCUUUAUCUCAGCCCGAAAAACCAAAAAUAUAAGUAUGAAGAUUUCAUUUAGAUUCCGUUUCACUUGCCUUUCUGUCACUUAAUACAAACCCUAGUGCCGAUGAUGAACCAAUAUUGCAGUAGGCGAGAGGAAAUGGGAACGAGAACAAACUUCUACAAGAACCCUUCUUUUACAUACAACAAAGAUUACGACCUCAACUCAGUUCUUCAAAAUCUAAAAGAUAACAAAAGUUCCAUAUUUAUGUCUUCAAAUGCACACACCACACAAUCUUUCUGCUGGUUUGAGGAUUUUUAUUAUUUCAAUCUCACAGCUUAUAAUGCUGCCACCGGAAAUCCAACUCUGCCGGAUGAUGAAUCGGCCUCCAGCAAGGGAAAAUGCCCCUUACAAUCUAACCGACUACAAGCGGUGGAGGUUCUCGCCUUCCAUGGUUAAAAGACAUAAAAUUGAAGAAAGCGAUGGACCCAUGCCUCACCAUGUAUAUUCAGAAAAUUAGGAAAGAAGCGUAUUCGAUUGAAUCCUUCGAGGAAUUAACUAAUAGAGUGAAGGUUCGGGUUCAGCCUCUGGUGGACGAUUGGUGUUGGGAUAUGACAACUGAUGAUAUUUGCAGCAUGGAUUGCAAAGCUGGGCUUUUGGACAAUCUAAAAAACUCAGGUUCAUGGAUUUUAUACGGUAUUGAAGAUGGUCUCAGAUAUGGAUUUGGUAGCAUUGAGAGGGUUAGUGUAUGUAUUCAUCCUCCAGUUCAUCUUUGCUCUUCAACAACUCAUUUUUCCCUAGGGGAUUUUUGGUUAUCAUCUAGAUACAAGGAAUCAUAGGAGAGCUAUACAAUUUUUCUUGAAAUGAAGCCUGCAAAUUCAGUCGUGGAGAAGGAGCUUUCUUAGUUACAUCAAGCACAUGAUGCUUUAGAUGCAACCAACAAUCUCUUUGAACAUGCCGAUUACAAUUACACUAAAGCUUUUGUUUUCAUUGAUAAAGUGGUUCUUGUUUUUCUCCUGCAUGCUCACAGGACAAACAAUUGGAGCUCAAUCUAUUAUUAGCUGCCAAGGAUUAUUUAGGGGUAAUUUCAGAAUCGGGAUAUAUGCUUAAAGAUGACGAGGAUAAUCUAUCUAGAGGCACAAGAUAAUGACAAGAUAAGGAAACUACGUAUUGUAGAAGGCUCUUUCUUUAGACCCUAAUUAUCGUACACAUUUAUGAUCUGCUGAAUAUGAUAAAACCUGUAGUUAGUUCUCAACUUUGGAACUACAUGUAUGAUGUUUUUUUUUUGCUAAAACUUGAAAGCAAUUGGUAAAAUAGGGAGUGGGUUUUAGUGGCACCCAGUUUGGGCUAGCUAAAACAGUGAACCAAAAACUUUUGGGGUUUCCGAAUUCGAUUUUGAUAUAAGUUUUUCCAUAUUUAUAGAAAAUAAGUCCAAACCUGGAUUGGAGGAAGGUA